UCACACUUGAUAUGAAAACACAGGAAAUGAUCAACAUCAUGAAUAUCACCCAAUCGCAUCUUUGUCUGACCUCCGAAACAGUGAUGAAGUACCUGGAUAAGAAGGUCAAUGACCAGUCCAAGCUCAAAUGGCCUAAGGGACUGGUAUUCUGGAAGACCACCGAUUUUGGAACGUACCAUCAGACCAAACGGAAAGAUCCACCGACAUUACAAGUUCCAGAUCUUGCCUAUAUUGAAUUUGUCAAGUCGCCUGAUGGUGAACUCAACGGUGUGGCAAUCUCUCACAAGACACUGUUGCAACAGUUGAACUCGAUGACUGCCAUACUUUCCUCAAAUCCAAAUUUGGAUGGGAAAUCUUUCAAGAGGUCUGAUAUUUCAUUUACACGACAUAGGAAUGUGAUGCUGAAUAUCCUGGAUGCGAGAAAGUCUGUUGGCUUAAUCAUGGGAACUCUCUUGAACGUAUUCACUGGAAACCUCAUGAUCUGGUCUCCUUCUUCGUUAUUGGACGUUGCUGGUUUAUAUGCGCAUAUCAUCACCAAGUUUGGAGUUACAGUACUUCUCAACGACUACCUAAGUCUGAAACAAGUGGUUUACAACUACCAAUCGUUUCCUCAGUACACUAGGAAAUUCUCCAAAAAGGAAGUGAACUUUAGUUCCUUGAAAUGGGUGUUGAUUUACACGUCAAUCGUCGAUGGUGAAUUCCAUGAAAUCUUGACAAAUCGUUGGCUUAAGCCCCUGGGCUGUAAGGAUGUGCAAAAUGUUGUAUCACCAUUACUCACGCUUAGUGAGUUUGGCGGUAUGGUAAUAUCCAUGAGAGACUGGAUUGGUCAGGAGGAGAAACUGAAUACAAAUAUCAUACCAGCAUUUACAGAUGACGGUGAGCAACUGAUGUCGAUGAAUGACUCUCAACUAUCUGAAGUUCUGAUUGACAAAAAGUCUCUGACAACAAACACGGUGAAAAUUAUAUCAGACAGACCACCAGCAGUGGCUGAUAGUUAUAGUAAAUCACAAGACUUCCUAAGAAUUGGAUCAUUCGGUUACCCAAUCCCUGAUGCUACAUUGGCAAUUGUUAAUCCAGAUACAUGUUUUCUAUCCGGUGUCAUGGAAGUUGGGGAGAUUUGGAUCGAUUCUGUUUCGCUUCCUGGUGCUUAUUGGGGGACUCCAAAGGAAACUAGGGAUAUAUUCCAUGCACGUUGUCAAGACCAUGAAGGUAUAUUGGACUUAGAAUUCUUGAGAACGGGUCUUCUAGGAUUUACGUGGAACGGUAAAGUCUACGUCCUUGGAUUCUACGAAGAUCGUCUACGUCAGAGAGUAACAUGGGUCGAUAAACAGGAUGGAAACAACUCUGAAAACACCGCUCAAUACAGAUACCACUAUUCAGAGCAUCUCGCAUUCACACUUGCAAGGGCCAUCCCACAGAAGCGCAUAACAGACUCAUCCGCUUUUGAUGUCUUAAUUAACAACGAACACCUUCCUGUGCUUGUUAUUGAAUCUCCAGCAGCAAUACCAAAUGAAUCCGGUCAAGUUGAUAUUCCGGAAUUAGAUCUCAUUGCCUCAAAAAGUUUUGAUGUACUCGAGAGGUAUCAUAAUGUGAGACCUGUGUGUGUUCUCAUUCUUGCCCCUGAUACGCUCCCUCGAACCAUCAAGAGUGGUAUUCCAGGAAUCGCAAACAUGCUUGUAAAGAGAUACUUCCUGGAGGGUGUUUUGAAAUCUGUCUAUGUCAAGUACAACGUUAGGAGAUCAAUUACGGAGAUUCCAAGAUCAAAAUACUAUUUGGACAGUAUCUGGUCUACUCCUGUUUCUCAGUUGAGAUACGAGUCUUUGUUUGACGCUGAAGACCAGUAUUCUGGUCUAGAUUAUCGUGACACUUCAAUUGAUGACAGAACAAAUAGGCCACUCACUGAUUUCGACUCUAUUUGGGAGAUCUUUAAGUGGAGAGCUCGGAAUCAAUCUGACGAAAUGGCAUUUUCCGGGGUGACCAAGAAUUCUAAGAUGCUUUCAUGGAAGAAAUUCGACAUCAAAGUAGCCGGUGUUGUCUCCAUGAUUUUGGACAAAUCUAAGAAAGGGAAAUUCAAGACAGGUGAAUUUAUUGGAUUGAUGUUCACCAUGUCCGAGGAUUUUGUUGCUGCUUUAUAUGCGUGCUGGCUCUUAGGGUUGAUCCCAGUUCCAUUGAAUCCUUUAGACCCAAAUAGAUCCAGUGAGGAUAUUCCUGCUUUUUUUGGAGUGUUGAAGGAUUACAAGAUUAAAAACAUUUUCAUCAAUGGUGAGGUUGAAACACUCAUUAGAAACAAGCCUCUCUCUCACCUGUUGAAGGAAAACAUUGAUUUCCAAUCAAUUAAGAUUCGCAACACAGUUAAAUGCACAUCAAAGACAACCGUCGCAACAUAUCAACAAGCCAUUGACAGAUUUAAAGGUAAGAAAUUUGAUGCAUCAGCCACAUGUCUGGUGCUGUUGAAUUGGUCUGAUGAUAAUACGCGUACAGGUAUCAGCAUUAAUCAUUCCACUAUCCUUUCUCUGUGCAAAAUCAUAAAGGAGACUUGUCAGUUGGAAAGCACAAACCCAGUAAUGGCAUGUGUGCGUCACACGACUGGUAUGGGGUUCAUUCAAAGCGCACUAAUUGGUGUAUAUCUGGGGUCUGCGACGUAUAUUAUCCCACCAAUGGAUUUUGCUACCAACCCAUCUGCUUUCUUUACAACCUUGGCUAGGCUCAAAGUGAAGGAUAUCUAUGUCACUCCUCAGAUGUUAGAAUACGCUAUCCGCAAGGUUAAGACUAAAGAUUUCUCCCUGGAUAAAAUGAAGAACAUCAUGGUUGGUUGGGAUGGCCGUCCUGACGUAAACUUGAUUAAGCAAGUGGCGACAAGAUUUAGUGCAACAAAGUUGACGUCGUCUGCGAUAAGUCACGUUUAUUCGCACAACUACAAUCCAAUGAUUGCAUUGAGAUCGUACUUGUCCUUUGAUGCAAUCAAUCUCUAUUUGGACCCUGACUCGCUCAGGAUAGGUCUUGUAUCGUUGGUUUCCCAGUCCAUUGUACCUAAUGCUAUACAUGUUCAGGAUUCAGGGAUUGUUCCUGUGUGUACACAGAUCGCCAUUGUCAAUCCUGAAACUAAGAAACUGUGCAAAGUUGGUGAAUAUGGAGAGAUAUGGGUGUGUUCUGAGGGAAAUUGUCAGAAGACUUUACAGAACAUAAGUGGUUCCGAUAAUACUUUCCACAAGUACCAAUUCAAUGCAACUACUGAAAAUGGUGACAAGUCGUUGAGAUAUAUCAGAACAGGAGAUCUGGGGUUCCUUCAUAACGUUUCAAGGACUGAUCGAUCUGGUACUAUCGACUUCCAAGCGCUUUUCGUUCUGGGAUCCAUUGGAAGUACAUUUGAAUCUAUGGGGUUGAUGCACUUUGCAGAGGACGUCGAAUCGACUAUUGAGAGCUCGCAUCCAGAGAUUAAGACUGGAGGGUGUUGUGUUUUCAAAGCAGAUGGUUUUGUAAUUGCCGUCGUUGACACCAUUAGGGCUAAAUACCUCUCAUCGCUGAUACCAGUGAUAUUCAACAAGGUGCUAUCUAACCAUUUCUUGAUUCUUGACAUUGUGGCCUUUACGAAGCCGGACUGUUUCCCCUACUCAAGGCUUGGGAUGAAGCAAAGAGGCAAGAUCGUCAGACGUUGGGCUGGGAAGAAGUUGAAUAUCCAAGCACAGUACGGGCUCAGCCAUGGAGAGCGUGGUUUAAUCGAGACUGUUCAAAACCUGGAGAGCUCAACCUCUGAGGCUGGCUCGAUCAUCACAAAGGAGUAUGAACAAUGAUGAUAAAUAAUACCUGUAAUAUACGCAUACCUCGAUAUAUAGUAACAGUCAUACAUAUUCAGUGCUAUUAUUCUUGGAUCAAGAUGAUUAUUAUUUGAUGUGUGUGUAUGAAUUAUAUAAACGUUGAAAGUACCUUUCAGUGCAAUUAUUUUAUCAUGAGCAUAGACACAACCCAAAGUGAUUGUAUGGGUCUCAUGACUGCUCAUAUGUGCAUCGGAUGAGCACUGUUACAGGCCCCGCGAGCAUAUGAGCAUUGAGUAGGCUUUAGAUGAAU
Williopsis jadinii is the source of this 4065-nucleotide messenger RNA. RefSeq names its product Cmr2p (gene CMR2). The record is from RefSeq and is a predicted model, not a curated record. Lineage: Eukaryota; Fungi; Ascomycota; Saccharomycetes; Phaffomycetales; Wickerhamomycetaceae. Bases 39 to 3791 code for a protein of 1250 amino acids. The transcript has a single exon. Gene Ontology annotation, cellular component: cytosol.